AUGGAGUUUCUUGAAUAUAAUGAUGUUUCUGCUGAAAUAAAAGGAACUAUGGUUCCUGGUCGGCUAAAAAUGACUGAUCAAAAUAUCAUUUUCAAAAAUAGUAAAACCGGCAAAGUUGAACAGAUUUCAGCCAGUGAUAUAGAUUUAGUAAACUUUCAGAAGUUCAUCGGUUCUUGGGGUCUAAGAAUCUUUCUAAAAAAUGGCACCUUGCACAGAUAUGGUGGAUUUAAAGAAGGGGAACAGGAAAAAGUCGCAAAAUUCUUCAAGUCAAAUUACAACAAAGACAUGUUAGAGAAAGAGUUAUCUCUCAAGGGGUGGAAUUGGGGCACGGCUAAAUUUAAUGGCGCAGUGCUUAGCUUCAAUGUUGGUUCUAACACUGCUUUUGAAAUUCCAUUGCAUUAUGUAUCACAAUGCAAUACUGGGAAGAAUGAAGUGACACUUGAAUUUCAUCAGAAUGAUGAUACUCCAGUGUCUUUGAUGGAGAUGCGCUUUCACAUUCCAACUAAUGAGUUGGCAGGUGACAUGGAUGCUGUUGAAGCCUUCCACCAACAAGUCAUGAAUAAGGCCAGUGUAAUAUCUGUGUCUGGAGAUGCAAUUGCUAUCUUCAGGGAAUUACAGUGCCUCACACCUCGUGGUCGCUAUGAUAUCAAGGUGUUCCAGACAUUCUUUCAGCUUCAUGGUAAAACAUUUGAUUAUAAAAUCCCCAUGUCAACAGUAUUGAGAUUAUUUUUGCUGCCACACAAAGAUACAAGGCAGAUGUUUUUUGUGGUGUCAUUAGACCCACCAAUCAAACAAGGUCAAACUAGGUACCAUUACCUGGUACUUUUGUUUGGGAUUGAAGAAGAGACAAGCUUAGAAUUACCAUUUACUGAAGAAGAAUUAAAAGAGAAAUACGAAGGUAAAAUAAGCAAAGAACUGUCUGGGCCCACUUAUGAAGUGCUAGCAAAAAUUAUGAAGGUUAUUAUUAAUAGGAGAGUAACUGGACCAGGAGACUUUUUAGGGCAUCACAAGACUCCAGCUAUUGCAUGUUCCUACAAGGCUGCUGCAGGGUAUCUGUAUCCUCUAGAAAAGGGUUUCAUUUAUGUCCACAAGCCACCAGUACACAUACGAUUUGAAGAGAUAGCUUCUGUCAACUUCGCCAGAGGUGGUGCUUCUUCUACAAAAUCUUUUGACUUUGAGAUAGAAUUAAAGUCUGGCAGUAUCCACACAUUCAGCAGCAUUGAAAAAGGGGAAUAUGAUAAAUUGUUUGAUUAUAUCACUUCAAAGAAAUUGCAUGUUAAAAAUACUGGAAAGAAUGACAAGGCGCUGUACGACGACGACUUCGGAGACUCGGACACAGAGAAGGAGCCAGAUGCGUACUUGGAGCGCGUGAAGGCGGAGGCAAAGGAGCGGGACUCCGGGGACUCCGACGGCAGCGACGAGAGCACCGACGAGGAUUUCAACCCCGACAAGGCUAACCAGAGCGACGUAGCGGAGGAAUAUGAUACCAAUCCAUCAUCAUCGGAAGAAUCCGAUGCAUCAGCUGCUUCAAAUGACAACAAAAAGGAGAAGAAGAAGGAAAAAAAACCUAAAAAGACUAUAACAAUCUCUGAAGCACCACGUAAGAGAAAAGAGAAAUCUAAGAAACGUGAAAAGGACGCGAACGCACCGAAACGUCCAGCGACAGCAUUCAUGUUAUGGCUGAAUGAGAACCGAAAGAAAAUCAUUGAAGACAAUCCAGGCCUCAAAGUAACUGAGAUUGCUAAGAAGGGCGGUGAACUAUGGCGGGAUCUUAAAGAUAAAUCUGAAUGGGAAGAAAAAGCUAGUAAAGCAAAGGAAGAAUAUAACCAAGCUAUGAAAAAGUAUAAAGAUAGUGGUGCAGCAGAUGAGUUCAAGCAAAAGAAAAAGCAAGCAGAAAAGGACCGUAAAACGGCAGAAAAGAAGAGCAAACCUGCCCCACCAAAGAAAACUAAGAGCAGCAGUGCUCCAAGUGCUGCUCCCGGAAAAUUCACCAGUAAAGAAUACAUUGAAGAUGAUGACAGUUCAUCUGAUUCUGAUAAAGAAAAGGACAACAAAGGAAAGGAAAAGAAAAAAGACAAUAAGGAUAGUAAAGACUCCAAAAAAGAGAAAAAGAGCUCAUCAUCAGAAGCAGAAGCAUCUUCAGGAUCAGAAGAAGAGAGUGGCAGUGGAAGUGGCAGCGAU
Messenger RNA from Iphiclides podalirius (scarce swallowtail), 2181 nucleotides. The record is from the annotation of a GenBank genome assembly. Lineage: Eukaryota; Metazoa; Arthropoda; Insecta; Lepidoptera; Papilionidae.